This is a messenger RNA of Prorocentrum cordatum, 1116 nucleotides long. NCBI's taxonomy places the organism in Eukaryota, Dinophyceae, Prorocentrales, Prorocentraceae. The record is from the annotation of a GenBank genome assembly.
AUGCGCCCAGGCGGCGCCCCCACCGCGGAGGGAGGCCCCGGCCAGGCCUUCCGGGAGUUCUUGGCCGCCGAGUUGGCCGAGUUGCAGGAGAGGUUGGUGGCAGGUUUCGAGCGGGGCUGCUCGGAGGAGUGGGCGCCCUCGCAGGGGCAGGCGUUGUCCCAGCGGCGCUCCAGCGGCGCCGCCGCAGGCGCAGUCUCGUGGGCCCCGGCGGCGGGCGGUGCGGCGGGCGCGAAGAGCGAGGGGAGGGUCCCGGCGCGGCGGAGGCGGUCCAGUGGGGGCCCGGGCGGGCCUUCCUCGUCGUGGGCCUUGUCGUCGCUGCCCGCUCCCGAGGACGGGCCAGAGACCAUGCAGUCUCUCCCCGCGUUCGAAGACGGUCUGGACGACUCUUGGAACGGCGUGUCCCACGAGCCCUCUGACGCAUCCUCCGCGUUCGGGUUCGGCAGUCCGCCGCUGCCGCCCCAGGCUGCCAACUGGGCCAGAGUGGUCGACGGGCUGCUGACAGAGCGCUUUCCAGCCGAGAUGGGCAUCGCGCAGCUCAUGGGCAGUGUGGUGACGCGGACUACCAGGCCGCGUUUACCUGGGUGUGUUGUGGUGGAGCAGAGUUUCAAACCGCAUUCGAUCUGGAGGCCUAUGAAGUUGCGCGGGGCGGAGAAUGCAAGUUCUGGUGAAUCCAACAGGUUCGCGGCCUCGCGAGUCAGUGAACACGACCACGAGGGCGAUACCCGCCUUGCGACUCAGCUUGCGAGUCAGCAAAGUGCUAUUGGAUACGAGUUCGAACAGAGAGGAGCCAUAAGCGACUGGAUUGUCAUACCUCCUGAUAGCGUCGGGCGAGUCGCAUGGUGCCUCCUUGGUGCAACGCUUCUCCUGUAUGAUCUCGUCGUAAUCCCGUUGGACACAGUUGGAUUGUGGACCUACGAAUUUUUUGCGUUCACGAUGCUAAACAUUUGCUUCUGGGCCCUGGAUAUUCCUUUGCAAAGCGUGACAGGCUUCCACCUUGCAACCCAUACUGAGAUGAGGAUUGCGAAGACAAUGUUGAAGUAUGCGCGCACUUGGCUCCCGAUGGACGUUGCCGUGCUCUGCCUUGAUAUCGCAUUCGCGAUCUAUAGUUUCACUUAA